Seriola aureovittata is the source of this 7922-nucleotide messenger RNA. RefSeq names its product basic helix-loop-helix ARNT like 1a (gene bmal1a). NCBI's taxonomy places the organism in Eukaryota, Metazoa, Chordata, Actinopteri, Carangiformes, Carangidae. Gene Ontology annotation, cellular component: cytoplasm; aryl hydrocarbon receptor complex; transcription regulator complex. The coding region runs from base 364 to 2280 and encodes 638 amino acids. The transcript has 20 exons. Gene Ontology annotation, biological process: regulation of transcription by RNA polymerase II; circadian rhythm. Gene Ontology annotation, molecular function: RNA polymerase II cis-regulatory region sequence-specific DNA binding; protein dimerization activity; DNA-binding transcription factor activity, RNA polymerase II-specific. The record is from RefSeq and is a predicted model, not a curated record.
UCCCAGCGCUGUGGUCAUGUCAGUGUGGUUUUCUAGAGCAGGAGGAGGGACGUUAGCUCGCUGGCCAAGUCUUGACAGUUAGCGUUGCUUAGCUAGCAGCUGUAUGCUAAUAUUAGGCAACGGGACUAAAUGCUUUAAUGGAUAAAAGAAGUUGACGGUUUGCACCAGCUGCUGAGGGAUCAGAUCAUAUUGGGGUAAACGGAUCACAUCAAACUGGAUGAAACUAGGUGAAGCUGAAUCAAAAGUAGACCAGAUCUGAACUGAUCCAGACCAGACUAAUCCAGACCAGACUGAUCCAGACGAUACCAGGUCCAUCCAGGAGGCCUGUUCCAGUUUCCAAUCCAGUUGAGGGCUCAAGAGUGGAUGGAAGGAGAUGAUUUUAACACAGAGGCAGUGAUGAACAUCUGUGAUGACCUGAUGGCAGACCAAAGGAUGGACAUCUCGUCUACAAUGACCGACUUCAUGUCCCCCGGGUCCACCGACGUCAUCUCCAGCUCCAUCAGCACGCCAGGCAUGGACUACACCCGCAAGAGGAAGGGCAGCACCACCGACUACCAAAUCGAUGGCUUCUCAUUUGAUGACAUGGACCCAGACAAAGAUAAAAUGGGGAGUGACCAACAGGGCCGGAUUAAGAAUGCCAGAGAGGCUCACAGCCAGAUCGAGAAGCGUCGCAGGGACAAGAUGAACAGCUUCAUCGACGAGCUGGCGUCACUGGUGCCCACCUGCAACGCCAUGUCCCGCAAGCUGGACAAGCUGACGGUGCUGCGAAUGGCCGUCCAGCACAUGAAGACACUCAGAGGUGCAGCCAACCCAUACACAGAGGCCAACUACAAGCCUUCCUUCCUCUCAGACGAUGAACUGAAGCAUUUGAUACUAAGGGCUGCUGACGGUUUCCUGUUUGUGGUUGGGUGUGAUCGUGGGAAGAUCCUCUUUGUGUCUGAAUCCGUCUACAAAAUUCUCAACUACAGCCAGAACGACCUGAUAGGCCAGAGCCUGUUUGACUACCUUCACCCCAAGGACAUCGCCAAGGUCAAAGAGCAGCUGUCCUCUUCCGACACGGCCCCACGAGAGAGGCUCAUUGAUGCUAAAACCGGUCUUCCAGUCAAGACAGACAUCACCCCCGGCCCAUCUAGACUCUGUUCUGGAGCCAGACGGUCGUUUUUCUGCCGGAUGAAGUGCAACAGGCCUUCUGUCAAAGUAGAAGAUAAAGACUUUCCCUCCACCUGCUCGAAGAAAAAAGCGGACCGUAAGAGCUUCUGCACCAUCCACAGCACAGGCUACCUGAAGAGCUGGCCUCCCACCAAGAUGGGUCUCGAUGAUGACAACGAGCCCGACAACGAGGGCUGCAACCUGAGCUGCCUGGUGGCCAUCGGCCGCCUUCACCCACACAUUUUCCCCCAGCCCAGUCUGGCAGACAUCAGAGUGAAGCCCACAGAGUACGUCUCCCGGCACGCAAUCGAUGGCAAGUUCGUCUUCGUCGACCAGAGAGCCACAGCCAUCCUCGCGUACCUGCCCCAGGAGCUGCUGGGAACCUCCUUCUAUGAGUAUUUCCACCAGGACGACAUCAGCCACCUGGCAGAGUGCCACAGACAAGUGCUUCAGAUGAGAGAGAAGAUCAACACCAACUGUUACAAAUUCAAGAUCAAAGACGGCUCCUUCAUCACGCUGAGGAGCCGAUGGUUCAGCUUCAUGAACCCCUGGACCAAGGAGGUGGAGUACAUCGUCUCCACCAACACUGUUGUCUCGUGUCCUAUGAUGGAAGGAUUGGACUACCCUCAAUCUGCUGCCUCACCACAGAGUAUGGACAGUGUUCUCACCUCAGAGGGUGGGGGGAGGCGGGCGCUGCAGACGGUGCCUGGCAUCCCAGGUGGCACAAGAGCAGGAGCCGGCAAGAUUGGACGCAUGAUUGCCGAGGAAGUGAUGGAGAUCCAGAGGAUUCGAGGGUCCUCCCCCUCCAGCUGUGGCUCUAGCCCUCUGAACAUCACCAGCACCCCUCCACCUGACACCUGCUCCCCUGGGGGCAAGAAGAUUCAGAACGGAGGGACACCCGAGCUGCCAAGCACAGGGAUCAUUCCUGGCCCUGAUUCUGUCGGCUAUCCCUACUCCAACCAGUCCAUCAUGAGUGACAACUCCCACCUGAGCAUAGACAUCAUGGACGAGCCCGGUUCCAGCAGCCCCAGCAACGACGAGGCGGCCAUGGCGGUCAUCAUGUCCCUGCUGGAAGCGGACGCCGGCCUGGGCGGACCUGUCGACUUCAGCGACCUGCCCUGGCCUUUGUGAGGACACUCUAAGGGAAGAAGCAGCGAGAGAGCGAGAGCGAGAGAGAGAGACUUCCUCUUAGCACCAGAGCCACUGAUGGAGAGAGUUCAGUCAGGCUGAAUUCUGGCUGCCAUGUUUCCUGCCCUUCUACACACAACUACACUGCAAACAAUGUUCAUCUUAAUGAAUUUUUAAUUUAAAUCUGUCCUUACACACACACACACACACACACACACACACACGCACACACAAGAGGAGACUUUCUCUUCAUGUUGUUUAGUGCAGUUCAGUCUGGAUGGCUCUCACUACUCUUCAGAUCUCACUCCUACUUUUUGACUCAUCAUUCCCUGUAGGUGGACCUGUGUUUCAUCGGGGGCAGGAAGACGGAUCAUUAUAUAAACAUCCUGCUCCAGCUGAUGCGUUGGGAUGAUCAUGAUUGCAGUGUCAGUUGUCUGUAGAUGAGGGGUUUCUCUAACAUUGCCACGGUGACAGACCAUUACUCUUUGAAAACAGUCCAGCAAACGGAAUCGCAAGUUUUUUUGUUUUGUUUUUUUUAGAUCUGCGGUGCUAACGUGUCUGCUGAUGGACUGAUCUCUGUCUAACAGUGGUUCUGGGUUCCUGUCGCCGCCCGGUCAUCAGCCAACCCAGAGCCAAUACAGGACUCCUGACACUUUCACAGACAUUGGGUUGAAGUUUGAUGUGGAGAACGCUUUGAUUUCUGCCUCCUACGACAGCCCUCUCAACAGUCUGCUCGUAGGACGUUGGUGCCGUACAAACACGGCCGUGGUUCCCUCCCCCUGAACGUGGCUGCUUUAGCCCGCUGAUCUCCAACAUGGGAAAUGAAAACACAACAGUUAGAAGUCCUUUAUUCCCGAGAUCCCACAAGCACGUGUAUUUUAGUUCAUUUGAAUAAUGACAAAAUCCUAUUUGAAAAAGCCACCUAGCUGCUAUUUCCUUAACUAACAUGAACGUUAACAACUUUUCUUUCCAAGCUGCUCUAAAGCUAAAGAUUGAUACAUUUUCCCAGAAGAACAGAGCAGAUUCAGUAUUUUUAAAACACAGUUAAUUCAUUUUAAACAAAACUGAUCUGCCUGAAAGUCCUCGCAGUAGUUCUGUAAGACGAUGCAUUUGAAAACUGUCCAAAAGCAAUAUUCAAAAAGCUUUUGCGUGUAGCAGCCAGUGAUUCAUGUGACUCGCUAAAUAGAUGAAGGGAUCUUCCAAAAAAAAAAGUCCAAACGUAUAGACCCCAUCUGACCUGAAAGGGACUCGAGGACGCUCCGAGGAGACCCGGAGGUUAUUAGGACUGAACAUUUGAUUAAAUGUAAUAAGCUUGAAUUAGCACGUUUCUGGGCCACCACAGCGUCUGAAUCAGAGUCCUCAUCUGACCGAGCCGACCGACUCCCUGCACACGGGAAAAUCUUUCGAACACUUAUCCAAUUUUUAAUUGGCCAAACAGCUUAAUUUCAGAUAAUUAUAAGAGUCACAUUAGAAUGUUUAUGACUCACAACCAUUUGCUUCUAUAAUGGUUGUGUAUGCGGGGAAAUGUAACAGGUAUGAUCCUGUGCAGCUGUGGCCACUAAUUUAAAGUAACACAACCCAGAGGUACGGUGGCCUGCGACUCAACAAGCGUGCUGCAGAUUCAGUCCUACGACACAACGGAAGUGUUUCCAGCAGACACGAGCGUGGGGGGUUGGGGUGGGGGGUGGAGGGUUACCAUGAAGACGUAAUCCUAACUGCAGUGGCCCGGGUUCGAGUCGAACCUGUGGCCCUUUGCUUCAUAUCCUCUCUCUCUCUCUCUCUCUCUCUCUCUCUCUCCUCUCUCUCUCUCUCUCUCUCUCUCUCUCUCUCUCUGUCUCUGUCUCUGUCUCUCUCUCUCUCUCUCUCUCUCUCUCUCUCUCUCUCUCUCUCUCUCUCUCUCUCUCUCUCUCUCUCUCUCUCUGCCCCUGACUUUCCUGUCUCUCUCUCUCACUACAGGAAAAAAUAACUCCAAGAGAAAAAAGUGAUGCACCUGCUGGGACGCUUGUUAUUCAAUGCUUUUACUGUAAUGUAACUUCAAAAUAAGUCCCAGCCAGGUUCAUCACUUUUUAGUGUCCCCCUGGAAACACUUGCGUUGUGUUUGUGUCUUUGCAUUUGUUCUGUUCAGUUGCAGUGCGUUGAGCUCUCAGGGCCACCGUACAGAGGUGAUGAGCUGUGUCCCUCUUCAAUACUACAAACUCGCUCUAAGCAGGUUUCAGUCUGUGGCGUGUCCACAAUGGAACAAUAAAUAAAGUCAAAACAAAAGAACUAAAAACCACCAUAGAAAAAUUUCUUGUUAGUAUAAAACAGUAAAAACAAUAUACUGUAAAGAUUAGUAAACACUAUAUACCAUAUACAAUUACCAUGUAGUAUUGAACUGAGAUCCUGGCCAUCUCUCACCCAGUGCAUGCUGGGAUAGGCUUCAGCCCCCAGCAUCCUUCCAAAGGAUAACAGGGUAUCGAUGAUGGAGCUCACAGUUCACACAAUGCCUCAAAAAAAAAAAAAAAAGAAAUCUGUGAUAAUUGUGAGGCAGCAGGGGAUGGCAGCUGCUCUGAUCCACCUAUGUGUUAAGACACUGACUCACAGACCUGAGACCAGCGGCGUUACGAGAACCUUAGGUUAUCAGAAACCUGAGUGGACCUGUGAAAACCUCUCCUGCUCUGUUCUCUAAUGCGUGUUCUUCACCACGUUGAUAGCGGGUGCUCGGCAGGAGAACAGCGAACAGCAGGAGCGAUGCCGUGACGACGGUUGCAACAAAUAAUCAGACUUUAAUGGGAAUAAUGAGGUGAAGUUGAAUCUGGUGGGAGCAGCAGCAGCUCGGUGCGUAGGUGUGUUUUCAUGGCUGUAACACUUGAUUUCCCUCUGCACACGUUUUCCAGUCUCAGUAGAGAGCAACUCAACUGCAAACCAAGACAAUUUAAGUGCUCCUCCAUGAGGAAGUGUUUUUUCACUGCCAUUUUAGUGAGGUCGGCUCCUCACAUACUGCUCUCUACAGCUAAACACAUGCUGGCAGGCGAGUUAGCAUCACUCCCCCCUGACAUGAAUCAUAAAAACCUGGUGGUCUGGGGGGGUGGGGGGGUGUCACAGGGUCUCCACCUGCUCAUCUUCCAGCUACACGACAUGAAGAACUUACAUACAUACAGUUAGACCGUCACUAAACUCCAUCAGGAGAAGCGUCUCUGGAGAGAUGUCAUUUCUUUGCCUUUGUGAUGCGAAGAUUUAAGAACUGGCCGACUGUGUGUCGUCAGUAUCUGGGCUUGAAUUUAGCCUCAGAAAAAAGAUAAAAUAAAUGAAUAGUAAAAGUGCCCCUCUAACUUGUUUGACUGAGGAGAAGUUCAAAUUAAAUACCUCGUGAGUUUAAUUCUACUGCAUCAGUGACGGAUUUACAUUAUAUGGGUUUUUUAAAAAAAAAAAAAAAAAAUCCCACAGUUAAUCUUGAAUUUGGUCUGUUUAGCACUUAAUGAUACACAGAUGUACUGUGGCUGUAUGUAACUGUCAAUGCAACCUACCUUGUUUGCAGAGGGGGCUAUAGUAUAAAACGUGGGGGAAUUAUCACAUAGAAACAGAUAAAUGUCUGAGAGAUGGAGGCGGCAGUAACCCAGCAGAGUAGGAUAGAGCUAAUUGACAUUUCUCUAAUCACGUCCUGUGACAGUGAACAGGGUCAGGAGGGACGGCGAAGAGCGUCUGAGUGGAAUUCUUCAUUUCACUCUUCAUUUUUCUUCCAUGAUGAUGAUGAUGAUGAUGAUGAUUAUGAUGAAUAUUCUCGACACAACCUCUCCACCUUGCCAGCUCUGUGCCGCUCACUGGGCUCUCAUGUUGAGUUUGUUUAGAGGUAGACAUGUUGAGAGGAGCCUCACUGGUCGGUGUCCCCCCCCACCCCCCCACCCCCCCACCCCUGCCUGUAUGGAAAGAAAAGUGACCAGGAAUAUAUUUUUUGGGCCACAUUUCCCAUGUGCAUUGAAUUUUCAGAAAGCAUUUGGCAGAUUAUUUCAAAUGAUAGCAAAAAUUAUAAAAAAUAUUAAACUUAGAAAUGUUUAUAUAGUCUCAAAUAUAUACAGAAUAUAUUCAAAAUGAAGACAAUUCAGGUCAAUUCACUUUUAUUUGUAUUGUGCCAAAUUACAAAAUAUAUUAUCUCAAGGUACUAACAACCACUUUUUGAAAGCUAAUGAGAAUCCCAAAAAAAAAUGAAUAUUGAAAUAGGAAUAAAAUUUAAGAUUUACAUUACAAGUGCUGAAAUGUACUUGGGAAAACAAGAAAUACAUGAUUAAGUUUCCCAAAUUAUCCUGGAAAUUCAUACUCUUUAAAUAUACUUUUUUCCAAUGAAGUGGCCAACUUUUGCAUAUUUGUAUGCAUUUAUAAAUUUAAAAUUAAUGCAGUUGUAGCCACAGUUUGUGCCUUUUUUGUAUUAUCAUUACAUUUGUGUCACAGAGAUGAAGUCACCUUUUUGUUUUUUGUGUUUUUUGGCUGGACUGCGACAGACACCCUGAAAAACUUGAUUCUGACUGAGUGAUAAAAUCACACCAUUGGUCGGCCGGUUGAGUGCUGGAGUUUUCAUGUUUUCAUAAAAGCACCUAGCAACCAAUCUAGUGACUUUUUGGACAAAUCUUAGCUACUCUCUGUCGAAGAGAAUCGUGAGUAUUGCUCCACAAGCGCAAGGUCUGGACCCUUUUGUAUUAUGUAUUAUAAAAAAAAACAAUUUCUCAAUCAGCUUCUUAUUUUAAGUGAUGGAUUCUCGCAUAAAGAGACAAUUCUCUCAGUUUUUGAAUGAGAAUCUGAUGACAGUUGUUUGGUGUCUGUCAAUCAAAUCUGACCAACCCACACAGUCCUAAACCAGAUUCAUUGAUAAUUGACUGUUAAAUGUUCCGAUCUUGACUGUUAUUUAAUUAGUCAUGACUGUUAAAUGUCACACAGAAACACUUAGAAACCACAUUUUCAGGGGUUUUAAAACAGGCAAAUAAAACUGCUAAUAACAUUUUUAUAUUUUGGCUUACAAUGUAUAAAUUGAGCAAUAAUGUAAUCUGUGGCCACCGUCUUUGUUUGGAUGACAAAACACAGUCCCAACUAAUAAUGACAAAUGCUCAGCAACUUUCUUGGUUUAUUAAUCGUAGGAAUUUAUCUUUCAGGAAAUGUGACUUUGAAUGUAAUAAUAAUAAACGUCAGGCACAAACUGGGGUGAUGGAAAUCAAACAUAUUUUCUUUCCUCAUGGGCAGAAAGCUUCUAACAUCCGACUCGAUAUCGACCAGUUGUGGCUGAGCAUCCGGCAGCCCUUUAAAACUAGAUUCUGUCUCGCUGCAGCAGUUCCUGUGCCACACAUCUGUGUCGCCCCCCUCGGUUAGUGCGUACAGUUGGGUUGCACCAGGUCUGUUAACAAGAACACCCCCCCACCCCCCCACCCCUGAGGCAGCAGCUGGUGAGGUCCCCCUGUGUAUCUGUUCUAGUGGUUUUCUGUUUCAAUGUUUUUACGCUACACACUACAAUAAAGUGUUUCCCCUGUUGAUAUCCCCCUCCCCACCUGACAAUAAUGUAUCAAAUCUUUAAAUAUUAUCAUGUUAAGAGUAUACUUUAUGCAAAUAUAUAUGAGUAUGAUGAGUGUAUUGUAUGUAUCAACAGUGAAAUAUUUUUAAAAUAAAACUAUUUGUUUCUGUCA